AAAAUAAUUUCCGUCUCACCCCCAACCAGACAACUACUAAGCUCACUUUAGGAUCUAAAGUGUGUUCUUACACCUUGUGACCUCAUAGUAUGGGGUUAAAAUUCGUGGCGCAGGUGUCCACCUGUCCUCACGACAGUUCCUCUGAACUUCUACAGACAGACAACAACAGCUGUCCUCACCGGCGUGAGGGCUUGAACCCUCCUCCUCCACAGGCAAGCCCACGUGACCGUCACUCCAACUCCUCAUCCUAUUGGCCCCUCCCACUGCACCUGCUCGACUCAUCCGCCAAUCACGUGCUUCCGUCGGUGUGAUGCAAGAUGGCGGCUUCCAGCGCUCCGUACGAGACACCGUCGCGCAGAGAGGCCGAAUAUCUCCGUCUACCGGUCGGUUGAACUUCCGAGGGCCGAAACAGGAGAAGUCGAGCGGGGUCGGGUAUAGAAGCGGUGUGCCGAUGGUUUGUUCCGGCGAGAGCUCGGUCUCCGUGGCGGUCUGAAGGGCUUCUCUUAUCCGAGGAUGGCAACCGAGAACAGGAUACAUUUCUGGAGGAGAAACGCAAAGGUUCCCGGAAGUGUACAACCAGUAUAUGGAGCGCAGCAUCCUCCUCUCGACCCACGGUUGCGACGCACGUAUCCCAAAGACACAAAGCCCAAGUUCAACAAUCUCAAGUCUAAAAAGGCGUCCAGCUUCCACGAGUUUGCCCGCAGCACCAAUGAUGCUUGGGACAUUGACGAAGAGGAGGAUGAGAACUUCCUUGGGACCCCAUCCCAAACUUCCUCCCUCCCAUCAGGCCUCCCCUCUUCGUCAAUUCAGAACCAGAAUCCAGUCGGGGACUCGGAAACCGGAGUGUCCCACAUUCCAAGGACCAGGGACCAAGACCUCCACCAUGUGUGGGAGGAGGACGUCAACGGCAGGGUUGUCAGGUCUACGAGUGACAUCCACCUCAACACGUCCACUGUUCGCUCCACACUCCAGAAGCAGCCGUCCCUCCCAGUGCGCCCCAUCAUCCCACUAGUGGCCCGCAUGUCAGACCAGAACGCGUCGGGCGCCCCGCCCAUGACGGUGAGGGAGAAGAACCGGCUGGACAAAUUCAAGCAGCUACUGGCUAGUCCCAACACGGACCUAGAGGAACUCCGGAAGCACAGCUGGUCGGGCAUCCCAAGAGAAGUCCGGCCCAUCACAUGGAGGCUUCUCUCUGGCUACCUGCCGGCCAACAAGGAGCGCAGGGAGCUGGUGCUAAGAAGGAAGCGAGAAGAAUACUUUGGCUUCAUAGAGCAGUAUUACCAUUCUAGAACAGACGAGCACUAUAAAGACACAUACAGACAGAUCCACAUCGACAUUCCAAGAACCAACCCUCUGAUUCCCUUGUUCCAGCAGCCCGUAGUACAAGAGGUGUUUGAGCGCAUCCUCUUUAUCUGGGCCAUCCGUCAUCCAGCCAGCGGUUAUGUCCAGGGAAUCAAUGAUCUGGUUACGCCCUUCUUUGUUGUCUUCCUCUCAGAGUUUGUCAAAGAUGUGGAGAACUUUGAGGUGGCAGCGCUGCCUCUGGACACGCAGAGAAACAUUGAGGCGGACAGCUUCUGGUGCAUGAGCAAGCUUCUGGAUGGAAUCCAGGACAACUACACAUUUGCACAGCCUGGAAUCCAGAACAAAGUGAAAGCUUUGGAGGAGCUGGUCAGCAGGAUAGAUGAGGACAUUCACAAUCAUUUUAAGAGGUAUGAUGUGGAGUACCUGCAGUUUGCUUUCCGCUGGAUGAACAACCUGCUGAUGAGGGAGCUGCCGCUGCGUUGCACUAUUCGUCUCUGGGACACCUACCAGGCUGAAGCGGAGGGUUUCUCCCACUUCCAUCUGUACGUCUGUUCUGCUUUCCUCAUUGAGUGGCGCAAAGAAAUCCUCUCCAUGGUUGACUUUCAGGGCCUUCUCAUGCUCCUGCAGAACCUUCCCACAAUCCACUGGGGCAAUGAGGAAGUGGGUCUCCUCCUGGCUGAAGCUUAUAGACUGAAAUACAUGUUUGCAGAUGCGCCCAGCCACUACAAGAGAUAGGCUGGGGGCCGCCUCCCAGUCCCCCCCCCCCCUGAGACCAGACUGUGACUCGAGGGAUGCCCAGUACUUGAGACACUCCAGACCUCCAUGUGUGUUCUGUGAGGUAACCUGGACGUGAACGUGGCUUCCUGGAGCCCCAACAGUGCUCCAUGAACAUACGUUUAUUGAUAGUGGAUGGAUGCACUGUGUCAUGGGACCGUUACCCUGGUAACGUUUACUGGCGAGGUCAUGCAAUGUCCAUCACCUCUCAUGUGAAACGGACACUCAGAAGAACAUGCUUGGUUUUAGUGAAAGACUCUUUCCGUGGAUUCCCUUAUCUUGUUUUAAACAUAUGUUUUGGUAUUUGCCUUAAAAGUACUAUACCUAAACAAGGCAAAUACUUUAUUAAGACACUGUCUAAGGUUGACAUCUUAUGUGCACAGGACAAUGAAAAGGUCAUAAUUUGUCAGUUUAAUUGGUAGCCAUUACAAAUAUUCUCAAUUGUAUUCAACCUAAGCGUAGCAAAUAUUAGGUACUGUGGUUAUUUCAAGUUGGGUUUGGUUUUACAAAUGGAGCGACUGAUUGGGUACCAGUUGGCCUUUAUUAUCACAAAUCAGCAUUUUGAACCACUAUUAGGCCCUGGUGUAGUACAUAGUACAUCAGCAGGGGUACAUUACAGUUGUGUUGCCUCUGAAUGGUCAAACAGUGCUAGAGACCCUCUGGUUAAUGUAGCUUUAAAUUCCUUUCUCAAUUGUUUUUGGAACCGACUGAGAUAAUUCUAACUUUUACUAUAUUUUUGCUGGAAUACAAUUUUAGUUCUAGAUCGUGGCACACAAAGUCACUGACACAGAUCAGUAAUGGUCUGGUCUCUGCAGAGUGAUGUAAAUGAUCCUCUAUUAGAUACCUGUGGUUAUUGUAAAAACGGCAUGGAUAGAGGUAGUCAACAAUGUUUGAGAUCCUCAGUGGAGGAAAAUCAUCGUAAUUGUUCUUUUAAAGGAGGAGAGGCCCUGUUGAUGCUCGAUAAAGGACAUUUAGACACCCCAUCCCACCUGAGACAGUCCUGUGGACAAAGCGCAGCUCACAAUGUAUGACCAUGCCUUUGUGAUGAGCAUUUGUCAUGUUCUGUUGUCUUUCAGAGUGUACAGUAAUAUGGAUAAAUACUUGGGUAACUUUAAUGCUAAUGUUUUAUAUUUGUCAAAGUUUCAGGUUAGGCUGCACUUCUGUGACCGUUCUGGGAUGGGGGAGAAAGAGAGAUAUUUUUGCUUCUAUCUACCUUCAUUACCAGUGAUAAUUAUAACAAAACGUAUGUUGAGAGAUAUGACAAUCAUCUUUUUUUUAUUUAUAAUCUGGAUUUCCUAUGCACUAGAUUCCUGGAGAUUUUAAUCAUUUAAUUGCUGGAAAACCUAACACUGUUGUACUUAUUUAUGGUUUAUUCAUUGCCAGUUUUUGCUUUUAAAAACGCUAUAUUGUUGUGUUCAUCGACUUUGUUUUACCCUUCUAAAACACGUUGAAUGUUUUUGUGAGUGAUGUUGUUGAAUGUAUGCCUUUUGCCUUAAAAUAGUACUUGUUUUCAUUCAGGUGGGUCACACUGAUUGUUCACUCCAUGCUGGUUUUAUCUACAGUCGUAAUGUCCUCACAAUGUGAUGUAACAAAUAAAACCUUUGUUUCAG
This is a messenger RNA of Pungitius pungitius (ninespine stickleback), 3686 nucleotides long. RefSeq names its product TBC1 domain family, member 22B (gene tbc1d22b). Gene Ontology annotation, biological process: activation of GTPase activity. Bases 514 to 2037 code for a protein of 507 amino acids. Lineage: Eukaryota; Metazoa; Chordata; Actinopteri; Perciformes; Gasterosteidae. The transcript has 14 exons. The record is from RefSeq and is a predicted model, not a curated record. Gene Ontology annotation, molecular function: GTPase activator activity.